This is a messenger RNA of Plasmodium relictum, 483 nucleotides long. RefSeq lists its product as hypothetical. Lineage: Eukaryota; Apicomplexa; Aconoidasida; Haemosporida; Plasmodiidae. The record is from RefSeq and is a predicted model, not a curated record. Bases 1 to 483 code for a protein of 160 amino acids. The transcript has a single exon.
AUGAGAUUCUUGAGGAUAAAUUUUUUUUUUUAUUUCAUAUUAAUUAUUUUCUUGGAAUUUCUUUUGUUCUUCGUUGAUUGUUCAUCAGGAAACAUAUUUUUAUUAAAAAAACUAGAUUCAAAGUUAAAAAAAAUUAAAUAUAAGGAGAAAGCAAUUAUUUUGUCUAUAUGCUUAGCAUUGGUAGUUUCAUUGGGUUCUAUAAUAGGUGGAAUAGGAUGCAAUACUUUCAAGUGGAUAAAAAAAAAAAAAAAUUCAUUCAGUAAAAUUCCUAAAUAUGUCAGCAUAAAAUUGGCAACAAAUGAAAAUAUAAAAAAAAAGAACACAUAUGAGGAAAAAAAAAAUGUUCUGAUGAAUUCUAUUCCAAAGGGUGUACCUAGUGCAUACAAUAAUAAAGCAUAUAAUGGCGAUAAGCCUUGUUAUAUAUCUCAAUGUGAGGUCAUUAAGUACAAAAAUGUAGACUUAAGUACUAUCCAAAUAAAUUAA